Molecule: messenger RNA, 2592 nt
Organism: Diorhabda sublineata
Lineage: Eukaryota; Metazoa; Arthropoda; Insecta; Coleoptera; Chrysomelidae
Gene: Pbp49
Product: snRNA-activating protein complex subunit 3
Exons: 6
Coding region: 164-1315 (383 amino acids)
Biological process (GO): snRNA transcription by RNA polymerase II; snRNA transcription by RNA polymerase III
Cellular component (GO): snRNA-activating protein complex
Molecular function (GO): RNA polymerase III type 3 promoter sequence-specific DNA binding; RNA polymerase II cis-regulatory region sequence-specific DNA binding; bent DNA binding
Source: RefSeq, a predicted model, not a curated record
AGUUAAUGUGAAAAAAGAAGAGAAAUUAAAAUGUUUAAUAGGUUAACCUAAACAGAUACUUUUUGAAUACCUUAUUAUCUCAAAAUUUCGAUAUAAUUAUAAUUAAAAACUCAAUAGUUUUUCAAUUAAUGUAUGCAGAAAAAUCGAAAAGUUUAACAGCGAAAUGGAAAAAGUCUAUGAUGUUAAAGGAUUCCGUGCUACUGAAAAUUUCUCCACUGCUGAGUACUUCAAAAAAUUUGGUAAAGUGUGUCCAGCAGAGAAAACAACAACGAUUGGAAAAUUCUUUGAGUUAAUGGGUAAUGUUGAUUUAAGUCAAUUUGGAAUUGACUUCACUCAACUAGAAAUAAUGUGCGAUGUUGAAAAUCUUAGAUUGCCAAACGAACCUGUACAUAUGCCAAUUGAUAUUCCAGAAAAAUUAUGCACCCAAACAAAAUUACCAGAUAUUUUUCCUAUAAAUAAAGAAGCAAGACAUUUGAAUAUGAUAAGAACAAAAGAGGCUUUAGACUCAAUAAGAACUGCUCCAGAUUUCAAAUUUGGAGGUAAAAGAUAUAUAAGAGCAAAUGUAGCUGAAACGAGGAACACAGAUGAUAAUCAAGAUAUUUGUCCCGGUGAUGAUUUUAUUUAUUCAAUUAUAAUUUACAAGCCUUGUAGUAUAUAUCGAGGUCCGAAAAAUUCAGGAGAAAAGUUGAGAUUUGGAUUCGAAAUUGAAGCACUGGGAAGAAAUGUUUUAUCAGAUGUGAUCGAUAUAAUUGACUGUGAAAGUAAUUUUAGGGUUGUUAAAGAAGUAGAAAAUACUAACGCUGAGGUAUCAGAUUUUAAGGAUGCUAAGAAAAAAUAUCCUUCACAAACUGUCUUUAUCGACGGAGUAUUUUACAAUGAUACUAGAAUUCCAGAAGCUAUUGACUUGUCACCAAAAAUUAUAAAAUGGGCUAAGGAAAAAGAUAUCGGAAAUUUUACCACUGCCAAAAUGCAGGAAGUGACCCUUUCAUCAUUGAAACCACGUUUCGGUUAUCCAUACGUCUAUAUCCAUCAAGGUGAUUGUGAGCAUAUUUUCGUAUUUAGCGAUGCUCGAUUAAUACAAACAGAAGAUUGUCUCACAAGUAACAAAUAUCCAAAAAUCACUUCCUUCAGUAGAACAGUCAACAUUAUGUGCUUCAUUUGUGGAUCAAGACCAUCUAUGUGGAUGGUUAAUAAAUGCCAAUUAUUUCCACAAGAAAAAAUUUUCACCUGUACAGAAUGCUGUGAUUCAUAUUUAUAUUUAAAUAAUAAUAAGGUUACAGAUUUUAAGCUAUUUCCAUUUUUUCAACAAAAAUGAGUUUGAAUUCAAUUUGAUGCUACUUAUAAGCUAUAAAAUAUAUUUAUUUUUUGUUCUUUGAUAUUAUGAAUAACUGUAAUUGUUGUGAUUUAAAACAAUGUUAUUAGACAAGAACUAGUUGGCUAAGUAUUUGAUAUUUGCACUAAUUUUAAUAAAUCUCUGCAUUUAUUAAAACAAAAAAUAUCAAGCUGGCAGCAAACAUCCAGUUCCACUAACCUUGUAUUUAUUUGAAUUUAUUUUGUGAACAUCAGUUUCAAAUUUGAUAUCAGCUUAAUCUGCUAUCUCACAGAGCUGACUUGUAGGUCCCCUUCUAUUUAAUUUUUCCAUUAAUGCGGAAUACAAUAAAAAAUAUUUACUCUGACAUUAAAACCUGCGAAGUUAAUCAAAUAUUUUAUACAAAGAAUAAGCUCUUAAUUGGUCCCAUAGAAAUAGUCCAAACUUUCAAUUAAUUUUUUGCAAAUGCUGGGAACAAUUUAGCAAGGGAAAUUAAAAAACCAAUGAUACUGUCACAAAAUUAAGCCUCAUACCGUAUCUUCCUUGAACUCGCGAAGGCCUUUGACACUGUUAGUCAUUCGCAGUUGUUGGAAUCUUUGCGGGACUUUUCCUCUUAACCCUUGAUAUAAACAAUAUGUUCCUUUUGGAUUACUAUAGUAUUAAAGCCACAUCUGAAAUAUCAAGUCUAUAUUAUGACACUCUAAUAAACAUAUAUUUUAUUUUAUCAAAAUAACAUAUUAGUAUAUUAAUUGGUAAUUGCGGUUAAUUUGUACAAGGCAAUCUAUCCUUAAUCCAUUCCAUACAUCCUCAAGAUUCCUUUAAAAUUAAUUUCAUCAAAAAAACAGAUACCUGCUAGAUCAAGCGGUAGGAUCUUAGACUAUUUAGACCAGAGCGGUGACAAAGAGUUGCAUCCGAUAUUCAAGAAGUUGGGCUCAAGAAGGAGAGGAGCCUAAAGAGAUUCUUCUUGUCUUGUUAAUCUAAUUUUUUUAAAACUAUUAAACGCAAAAUAAUAUAAAUAAUCAAAAAGCUAUAUGUAUUAAAGCAAUCUUUAAUGUAGGAGGCUUGAUAUAAUUUGCAUUCCAACAAAAAAAACGACGAAUAGUUCAAAAUCUGUUUAAAGCUGAGUAUUGAUAACGGCACUUAACUAAGUGUGUCUAUAUAUUUUUAAAGUGCCGUUGAAGCAAGACAAAUAUUGUGCUCUUAAUAAUUAAUAACAUUUUCAGAAAACAUCUUCACUUUUUGCUGAUCAAAUGCAUCAACUCCGUGUUAAUCUUGCAUUACAU